GUGAGUACAGAGUGUCGAGAAGGAUCAGGACGCCCUCGGUGGACGUACUUAUCUCGACAUCUGCCAUACCCACGUUAGUGUGCGUAAUGGCGAAUGUAGAGCCCGUUGGGCACAAUGCCCGCGGUUCGUCGGGCCACCGUCUCUUCAUAUCCGCCUUCAUGAUCCAUUGUGAUCAUGGAGAUGACAGCACGUUCACAUCUCGGGACGACCUUCAGGUCGUACCGGGACCCGUCAUUCGCCAAGGCGAAGCCGGGUAUGCACAGCGCUCUGAGCAGCCCGAGACUGCUGUCGGGUCUGCUCAAUGGCACCUGGAGGCACUGCCAUCCCGAGGUGUCCCGGCCCAAGCGACGAAGCUAGGCAUCACCCCGAAGGAUGAUGCACGCGCCGAACUCGAAGACACGUCCGUCAUCGAGCUCGCAUCCGAGCCGAACGAGUGGUGCGUCGAGUCGACGCAUCUCCGCGCUCGGGAGGGUAUAGGCACACAGUACUACAACAGUACUGUGUACAACGGGAACGAGCCCGCGUACGUAGGUACACUCGUCGCGCGCUCAGAGAUGAGCAGCGACACAAGAAAUAUAUUAUUAUUGUCGAAUGAUGGGCGCGCCACGACGAGCAACCUGCUCGGCGCGACGCGCGACGCGCUCAACACUACGGGCGUUGAGUGUCACGAGUCCGUGGCGAGCGUCCCGAGCACUAGCGCCCACUGUGCUGCGCUGAGCCUCCACCGACUCUUCGUCCUCGACCCCUUCCACUAUCUGGGCAGCCAACUCGAGCGCGCGUCUGGCGAACCAGACGCGCGCGCCGCCCCAACGCGAGUGCGAACUCGCGCUCGCAACUGGCUGGCUGACUUGCCGCCAGUCCAGUCGGUGGCGACCGACGACCUGGUACCUCGCGGUACCAGAUCAUCACUUCAUUCGUCCCCGGCUCAUCUCCCUUCUCCCCACACCUCGCGCCUCGAAUUGGGAGGUCUCCCUACCGAUUCUGGCGAACCUGGCGACCCCUACCGCGGCUCUGGCGACACGCAACCCAGCCACGCGACCCAGGACUUGAACGACGCGCGUUCAAGUCCAGCGCCGAGCAGCAAGACGGAGCGGACCACGUAUAACGAGGAGCGAGGAGAACGGAAGGAGGACAGAGAGGAGAGGAGUAGCGAGGAUGAGCAAGGAACGCAGGGACAGAGGGAGGAAGGGUACCGGGCGAGCCGGAAGUACGAGCACGACGGCUCGACAACCACAGGCGUAGCGACGAACGAGAAGAUCAUCGUGCGUCCUGCUAGCCACGAAGAUGGCACUCCCGUUCCCAGGUACGACUGCGAAGUCGUACCUGAGGUCCAUAUGGUAGCACGUCCGUGCUGCGGGACGACUUCAAGGUCGUACCCUCCACAUCUGCUGUGCCCGCGCCAGUAGGCGUACCGACGAACUUGAAGCUCGUCGUGCGCACUACUGGCCACGAGCCUUGGGUGCACAUGUACCGGGACGAAUCGAGAGUCGUACCGGCCACUACACAUGGCGACACCGCGGACGCGCAGCGUUGUACGUCCGACGUGCCCUUCUCAGUCACCACCAACCAGCGUGGUGGAGGUACAUCCUUGAUGGAUGUACCCAACUUGCUAUUCCCUGCGACAGUCCCCGGGCCAGCCCACAUUUUGACGAGCGAUCUCGUCGUACGCGCUGGGGGACACGAAUACGGUACGCCCGUAAUACGGGACGACCUCGCGGUCGUACCGUUCAUCCCGCAAGGCGACACGGCGGAUGCGCAACCUUGCACGUCCGACGCG
This is a messenger RNA of Fomitopsis serialis, 1777 nucleotides long. RefSeq lists its product as uncharacterized. The record is from RefSeq and is a predicted model, not a curated record. Bases 87 to 1406 code for a protein of 439 amino acids. NCBI's taxonomy places the organism in Eukaryota, Fungi, Basidiomycota, Agaricomycetes, Polyporales, Fomitopsidaceae. The transcript has a single exon.